GGCAAGCUCACUGCGGGUUUGGAGUCUGAGGCGGGUAAACCAUGCCGGCACAAGCCAAGGACAAGGUGGUCCAGGACGAGGUGCACCAGAACCAGAUCUUGAGGGAGCUGUUCCUAAAAGAGCUGCGAACCCAGAAGCUGUACACGCAGUACCACGUGAACCCCCUGCGCAAGGUUCACACCAUAACCAGAAAGCCCAUGUCUUGGCAUGAUAACUUGGAGGAGCCUGAAGACGUCAAGUUCCUGAAUCUUAUUCAUCAUGCAGCUCAGGGCCCAAGGAAGAAAUACCCAGAAACACAGACUGAAACUCAAGAGGUGGGCUGGCAACCAGAGCCCCUGGUCAACCCGGAGCGCAGUGACCGUAGGAUGAACCACUUCAGGGUCUACAAUGACAUCACUCUGUACAAGGCUAAGAUGUGGAGCUUGGGAGAAGUUGAUCGCCACAAGUGACAUUCCAGUGGUGGA
This is a messenger RNA of Jaculus jaculus (lesser Egyptian jerboa), 464 nucleotides long. It is a transcript of the gene Cfap144, whose product is annotated as family with sequence similarity 183 member A. The transcript is spliced from 4 exons. Lineage: Eukaryota; Metazoa; Chordata; Mammalia; Rodentia; Dipodidae. Bases 42 to 449 code for a protein of 135 amino acids. Gene Ontology annotation, cellular component: ciliary base. The record is from RefSeq and is a predicted model, not a curated record.